Molecule: messenger RNA, 927 nt
Organism: Ustilaginoidea virens
Lineage: Eukaryota; Fungi; Ascomycota; Sordariomycetes; Hypocreales; Clavicipitaceae
Exons: 3
Coding region: 1-927 (308 amino acids)
Biological process (GO): mRNA splicing, via spliceosome
Cellular component (GO): nucleoplasm; cytoplasm; ASAP complex
Molecular function (GO): RNA binding
Source: RefSeq, a predicted model, not a curated record
AUGGCUUCGCAACUCCGCUCCCCGCCACGCGGACGACCUAGGUCGUUGACGCGCUCCGCGACUCCCCUCACAGGCGACUCGCGCUCUCCCGGCCGGCGGCGACGCUUCGAUUCGCCCAGCCCGUCGAGAUCGAUAACUCCGCCCCCUCGUCGCAAUGGGCGACACCGAGCCGACAGCCGUAGCUGGAGCCGGGGUCGCGGCCGAGAGAGCAGAGAGCCCAGCGAGCAUCCAUUGGCAAGAAGCACCAAGAUCGUCGUUGAGCGAUUGUCUAAAAACAUCAACGAGGAUCACCUCUACGAAAUCUUUGGCCAGUUUGGAUCUAUCAAGGAUCUUGACCUGCCCAUCAACAGGACAUUUGGCACAAACAGAGGAACGGCGUAUAUCCUCUUCGACCACGAAGCCGACGCCGAAGCCGCCAUCUCUCACAUGCACGAAGCCCAAGUCGACGGCGCCGUCAUCAACGUCUCGAUUGUCUUGCCCCGACGAAAACUCUCCCCAGCUCCGCCCACCGCUCGUCGCGGCGCCAACAUUGAUCCUAGGGUUCCCAUGUCGGGCGGUUCCCGUGGCGGCGGCGGCGGCUUCGGCUUCGGCUCUGGCGGCGGCGGUCGUCGCCGGCCUUCGCCGUCAAGCCGCUACGGUCCACGCUCGGACGUCUACCGGCCUCUGUCCAGGUCCCCCUCAAGGUCGCCGGUCGGGGUGCCUCCGUCCCGCGGUGGCGGAGGCAGCCGGUAUCGCAGCCGAUCGAAUGGCUUCUACUCGUCGCGGUCCAGGUCCAGGUCACCGGCGCCGCGACGGAGAGGCGGGGGAGCUGGAGCUGGGAGCGGCUACGUUGACGACGCCGACGAACGACGACGCAGCCGCAGCCGCUCAUACGGCGGCUACGGCGGCCGCAGCAGGUCCGGCAGCCCUGACCGUGGCCACCGCUAA